This is a messenger RNA of Sceloporus undulatus (fence lizard), 727 nucleotides long. RefSeq names its product cornifelin homolog. The transcript is spliced from 4 exons. NCBI's taxonomy places the organism in Eukaryota, Metazoa, Chordata, Lepidosauria, Squamata, Phrynosomatidae. The record is from RefSeq and is a predicted model, not a curated record. Gene Ontology annotation, cellular component: cornified envelope. The coding region runs from base 167 to 517 and encodes 116 amino acids.
CGCCCUUCUUCGCACAAAGUGUGUGUGUGUGUAUUUGUAGGUCUCUCUCUAUAUAUACAUAGGAAAGCUGUGGCAGAACCCCACCCGACUGGUUUCUUUACCUGGAGACAUCUGGCCAACACAAUACCUGGCCUUACUGCAGGUAAAGGACAAACAGGCGCGCAAGAUGGCUUACCAGACGGAGGUGAUCAUUGAUUCCCAGCCGCAAGGCAUGGGCACCAGCUACACCUUCAGCCAACAGGGAGCCUGGAGUUCGGACUUGUGCGACUGCUGCUCCGAUAUGGGCGCCUGCCUCUGUGCCACGUUCGUGCCCUGCAUCUUUGCCUGCCGCGUGGCGGAGGAGGCAGGCGAGUGUUGCUGCCUUCCUUACCUGCCUGGCGCGCUUGUCGCCCUCCGGACCAGCGUGCGAGAGAGGAACCACAUUGAGGGCUCCAUCUGCUCCGACUGGGUGGUCAUGUCUUGUUGUCCACUCUGUGGACUUUGCCAGAUGUCGCGAGAGUUGGUCAACAAGGCUUGAGGCAGGAGAGGAAAGGCGGAAGAAAACUGUGCUUCGGGAGUAUUGGGAGAACCAGGACAGGAUUUGAACCCAGGACCCCAUGCCUGCAAAGAGGACCAGCUGGCUGCCCUUGAGGAAGAAACCUGGAAAGAGGCCCAGCUGUUUAGUGCCUCUGUUCAUCCCACCAUUCAAACAGCUCUAUCCUAAUAAAAAUAGAUAUACUUUCCCAAA